CUGACGGAUGAGUUCGAGACGACGAGGUACUCUAAAUCGAAACCGCUGACGUCUUCAGGCAUACCUUGGCCUGUGCUGACCAAUCCUCGACGAUUCAAGGUGACGGAUCUUGACGAUUGGCAGGCUGUGGAUGGCUUCUUCAAAUUUGCGAAGCGCUACCAGGAGGCGCAUGUGUACAAGAAGAUGGUGAUGAGGGCAAGGCAGAUGUUCCAUCCUGACCGAUGGAAGUCGAGGAGCUUGUUGAAGACUGAUGGAUGA
Messenger RNA from Desarmillaria tabescens, 258 nucleotides. RefSeq lists its product as uncharacterized. The record is from RefSeq and is a predicted model, not a curated record. The transcript has a single exon. The annotation marks the transcript as partial. Lineage: Eukaryota; Fungi; Basidiomycota; Agaricomycetes; Agaricales; Physalacriaceae.